CUGUAAGCCAGCGCGAUGCCUUCCCCGCCCUCGUCCGCCGUCAUCAUCCUCAGCGACAGCGACGACGACGACGACGCGGCCGUCCUCUUGCUGAUCGCCGCCGAGCGCCUCACCUCGUCCCUGACCACCGAAGCCGAAGUGCAGGCCCUCUGCGAGAAGCACGGCGUCCCGGGGAAGCUCGCCGCGCUCCCCGCCGGCGACCGGCGCGCGUGCUCGCCGCCCCCGGCGCGGGCCGUCUGCGUGUACGCGCACGCGCACGCGCUGGAGGCCGGGGUGCGCUUCCCGCUCCCCGCCUUCUUCUGCCAGACGCUCUCCCACUUCGACCUCGCGCCCGGCCAGCUCACGCCCGACGGGUGGCGCGUCCUGGUCGGCUUCCUCGCGCUCUGCCACGACGCCUCCGUCCCGCCGUCGGUCGCCGUGUUCCGCCAUUUCUUCUCGCUCCGAAGCAGGAAGGGCUGGUACUGCUUCCGGUGCAAGGAAGGUGCCGGCGCGCUGGUUACUGGCCUGGGCAGUUCCGAAUCCGACGGAGAGUCGAAAAGGGGGUUUUUCUUCCUGACGGCGCCGGAGGAAUGGCCGUGCCCCGUUCGCUGGGGCGCGCCGACGGCUAAGGUCUCCGCCGCAGGCCCGGAGCUAUCGAGCCAGGAUAAGAAAUCGGUGGCCGAUUUGGUGUACAAACACGGCGCCGCAGUUGAUAUCCGGACCUACCUCCGUGAGGCCGAUCUUGCGGCGGCCUUCUCCUCCAACCUCGCCGGCGCAUCACCACCACCACCUCCGCCUUCUCCUCGUACUACUGGUGAUAAAGGCAUGAAUCCACCGGAAGAGAAGGCGGCAGAGACCGAGAAGGUGAACACGGAGCCGGACGGCGACACGCCGCCGUUGUCUGGGAAGAAGAGGAAACAGGGGGAGACCGCUAUUGUAGAAGACGAACUUUGCCGCUCAGCGCUGACCACGCCGCCGCCUGCUUCCCCACCGGGAUUGUCUGGCGGCUUUUUCGACCCGAAGCCACAGCACUCGCCUGUCCCGGACGCACACGACGGCGACAGCGCCGACUGGAAGGUCUCGCAGAAGGUACUAGAGUGCAUCGUCACGCCGUCGCGGGACGACAAGUUCGCGGCGUCGAAGCCCUCCGACGUCGUCGCGUCGACCUAUGUAGCAAUGCUCCAGGCCGCGAACUACGUGUCCUUCUCCUCCGGCUACGCGCUGGACCUGGACGAGAAGCUGGUGGCGCGGGAGCGCGACAAGGUGGCCCUGUUGGAGCAGCUGGACAAGGAGAAGGCGGCGAGGCAGGCCACCGAGGCGGAGCUGGAGAAGGCGAAGGCCGAGCUCGCGGCGGUGAAGCGGGCAACUCUGCAGAGCGCCAAGGCGACGGCGGUGCAGCAGUUCCUGGGGUCCGAGGAGUACAAGCGGCGGCUCGACGAGCACGCCGCGGCAGGGUACGAGAGCGGCGCGGAGGAGAUGAAGGGCGUCGUGCUCCGGCAUUACCCGCGCCUCGACGCCGCCAAGCUGGUCCUGCCGCUUGAUUAGCUCAUUAUGAUUAUCAGCUUAAUGCUUUGAACUUGGAGCCGUUUUUGUUCCUCUUCUGUAUACAUGGGAAACUGCUCCGGAGAACUGCUGAGCUGCUUAUCA
This is a messenger RNA of Triticum dicoccoides, 1626 nucleotides long. RefSeq lists its product as uncharacterized. The record is from RefSeq and is a predicted model, not a curated record. NCBI's taxonomy places the organism in Eukaryota, Viridiplantae, Streptophyta, Magnoliopsida, Poales, Poaceae. The transcript is spliced from 3 exons. The coding region runs from base 16 to 1524 and encodes 502 amino acids.